AGCAGCGCUGGCACCGGCGAGCCAUGGCUGGGAUUUUCUAUUGCGUCCUCUUUUCGUUUCUCUUUGGGAUUUGCGACGCUGUCACUGGUUCCAGGGUGUACCCGGCUAAUGAAGUUACCUUGUUGGACUCCAGGUCUGUUCAGGUAGAACUAGGGUGGAUAGCAAGCCCUUUGGAAGGAGGGUGGGAGGAAGUGAGUAUUAUGGAUGAAAAAAAUACACCGAUCCGAACCUACCAAGUGUGCAACGUGAUGGAACCCAGCCAGAAUAACUGGCUACGAACUGACUGGAUCACCCGAGAAGGGGCUCAGAGAGUGUACAUAGAAAUUAAGUUCACACUGAGGGACUGCAACAGCCUUCCGGGUGUCAUGGGGACUUGCAAGGAGACUUUUAACCUAUACUACUAUGAAUCGGACAACGAUAAAGAGCGUUUCAUCAGAGAGAGCCAGUUUGUCAAGAUUGACACCAUUGCUGCCGAUGAGAGCUUCACCCAAGUGGACAUUGGCGACAGAAUCAUGAAGCUGAACACCGAGAUUCGGGAUGUGGGGCCAUUGAGCAAAAAGGGGUUUUACUUGGCUUUUCAGGAUGUGGGGGCUUGCAUAGCCCUAGUCUCAGUCCGUGUGUUCUAUAAGAAGUGUCCACUCACCGUUCGCAACUUGGCCCAGUUUCCUGACACCAUUACAGGGGCUGAUACAUCUUCCCUGGUGGAAGUUCGAGGCUCCUGUGUCAACAACUCAGAAGAGAAAGAUGUGCCAAAAAUGUACUGUGGGGCAGAUGGUGAAUGGCUGGUACCCAUUGGCAACUGCCUAUGCAAUGCUGGGCAUGAAGAGCGGAAUGGAGAAUGCCAAGGUAAGAAGAGCCAUAUUGUACUUUUCAUUAGGGCUUAGUGCACGUAAUUAAAUCAGAGAUGAGACUAAAUGGAGUCAAGCCAGUAAUUAGCAGCCCCUGUGGGAUGUGGUGGGACAGAGGGGUCUAAUGAGUAAGUGCUAUAGCUCCAGGUGGCAAGGCUAAGACUGACAAAGUAAAUGAAGCUGCCGUAAUCAGCAGAAGGCCAAACACAUUUGCUAGCAGGCACUUAGAUCUGAACCUGCCUGAUGUGCCCUCUGAAAUGUAAAUGAACAAGCUGAAGAAACGGGCUUGAUUGAUCCCCACUUAAAGAGGGCGGACACAUUUCUGAGCCAUGGUUUUCCUGUCUAAAGACUUGGUAAAAUGACAAGGAUGGUAAAUAUCUCUGCUCUUAUCUCUAGGUGUGUGAAUGACUCAAAUGUGAAAUUAGGGUAGGGUUGUUCUAAUUCCCUCCUGCUGAUUAAGAUCAUCAAACUGUGGGAAGAAAGUUUAUUUUUUUUUGCUACCUUAUAGAUGAGUGUGGAUGUGGCCCGACAAAGUAGAGGGACUGAAUGUUCCAACUACAUUCAGUUUCGCUGAGUACUCAUUGAUGAGGUCUCUAAGUGAAAUUAAUCUUGAUGAAAGACCUUUAUUUCCCUUAGGAGGUGAUACAGAGCUAGCAAGAGUCCUUACCUGAGCUUUGGUCAGAAGCAAUAGUAAAUUGUGAUCCAUUUUGGUUGCUUGAGUCUUUGAAGAAAUCUAGGUAUUUUUUAUGAUGUUAAUUACUGUUUGUCAUAUGGCUAGCAUGAUUUUUCUCCUCAUCUAGAGUUCAGUGUAUUCCACACAUUCUUAUUUCCCCCUUUCUGUCAUGAUACCAGGGAUACUGUCAUCUUUUUCUUUAUAGCAACUUUGUAUCUGGGUAAGAGAGGAAUCCAGUCCAUAUUUGUAUGAUGGCUCAUGUCAUGUGUGGAUUAAGGUUUAAAAUAAUCGGUUAUCCCAAGGUUUUGCUUUGCUUGGUAUUUAUGUUUAGUGGCUAUUAAUAUUAGGCUGCUGCCAGCUUUAUUGUUAUUGUCACU
Loxodonta africana (African savanna elephant) is the source of this 1898-nucleotide messenger RNA. Its product is annotated as ephrin type-A receptor 4-like. Gene Ontology annotation, biological process: ephrin receptor signaling pathway; protein phosphorylation; axon guidance. Bases 24 to 884 code for a protein of 286 amino acids. Gene Ontology annotation, cellular component: dendrite; plasma membrane. The record is from RefSeq and is a predicted model, not a curated record. Gene Ontology annotation, molecular function: transmembrane-ephrin receptor activity; protein binding; ATP binding. The transcript is spliced from 3 exons. NCBI's taxonomy places the organism in Eukaryota, Metazoa, Chordata, Mammalia, Proboscidea, Elephantidae.